CUUUUUUUUAAAAAUGGUUUAUUCUAAAUUGUGUUCUUUUUUUUAUAUUACUGUAAAACUUACACUAAUUCCAGUUGCUCUACAAUGUACAUUGUCACUGUCAGCUUAACGAUAAAAAGUAACAAAAAGUCAAUGAAUUCAGCAGUCACUCGUUUCCAUAAUGACGGAACAAGAAACUCUGAAAAUGUUAAAUUUCUGUAAGUAUGAUGAACAUUUCAACAAACAUAAAUAUAAAAAGAAGUAAUCGUAGGUAACGUAUGUUGAGCACACCUCUUUCUUGAAUUGUUGGUGGCUGCUCCGGUUGGCUCUGGUUAGGUUGAGUUUGCGAUUGACUAGUUGCCUUCUGUUCUCUAUUUGAUGUAUUAGUGUUUGGAGCUAGAGCAAUUGACUGAAACAUGCACCAGGCACUAUAUUGAACCAUCCAUUUUUGCAGAGCAGUGGCAUAUUCAGUCAUGGUUUCGAAUUUCUCAUCUUUUCCUGUUUUUAGGUGACAGUUGUCGAUAUUUGGUAAUUUGUUAAAGUCGAGGAUAUUAGUUUCAUUUAGUUGAUGGGGUGUUGCAGUUUCAUCAAUUUUCUCUUCUUUUAGGCGCUGACGUACUCCUAUACCCUCCAUGUUUGUUUUGCCUAAGAGUGGCGCUGUUGCAGUAUACUACUUCCGUUUUCGGAGUUCAUUGAAAAAUAUUGUAUUUCCCCUUCCGGCUGAAAAAAUGGAGGCAACCGGCGAAGCAACUAAAACUUCUGAAACGCAUAAUUUACCUUGGGUAGAAAAAUAUAGACCUAAAAAAUUGGAAGAGCUUAUAUCUCACGAUGAUAUUAUUUCUACGAUUAAUCGUUUCUUAGCCCAGGAUAGAUUACCUCACUUAUUAUUGUACGGACCUCCUGGUACUGGAAAAACAAGUACUGUUUUGGCAAUUUCCAAGCAAAUUUACAAACCUGGCGAAAUAACAUCACACGUACUGGAAUUGAACGCGUCCGAUGAUCGUGGUAUUGACACAGUUCGUAAUAAAAUUAUGAACUUUGCAGGCACGAAACCUGCCGGAAAUUAUCCUUUUAAAAUGAUUAUACUUGAUGAAGCUGAUGCGAUGACAAAAGAUGCUCAGAACUCGCUUCGACGUAUUAUUGAACGCUUUACUGAGACAACGCGAUUCUGCAUAAUCUGCAAUUAUUUAUCAAAAAUUAUUCCCGCUAUUCAAUCGCGUUGUACAAGAUUUCGAUUUUCGCCUCUUAAUAAGGACCAAAUACUUCCUCGACUACACGAAGUUUGUAAAAAAGAGAACCUCUCCUUAGAUCCAAACGGUGAAAAAGCCUUGCUAACCCUAGCAGAGGGUGAUAUGAGAAGGGUGCUAAAUAUACUACAAACUUGUUCAAUGGCAAGCGAUGAAAUUAUUACUGAGGAAAGCGUAUACACAUGUGUUGGUCAUCCUCUUCCAUCCCAUGUGGAAGAAAUUGCUGAUUGGCUCUUUAAUCAUGACUUUAUGCAAGCCUUUCGAAAUACGUUCACCCUAUUGCAAACACGCGGCUAUGCUCUACAAGAUAUCUUAACAGAUCUUCAUCUUUUCGUUCACAGAAUUAAUAUGCCUUCCCGAUUGAGAAUAAACAUCAUUGAUAAAAUGGCAGAAAUUGAAGAAAGAUUGUUGGUGGGUUCUUCCGAUAAGAUUCAGCUAUCAGCUUUAGUAGCCGCUUUUCAGGAAGUUAAAGAUUAGAUUAUUGCUCAUUUAAUCUAUAUUGUAAAUUAUAUGGGAUCGAACCUUUUUAUAAAAUGCAUAAACUAACUUCAGUUAUACUACAAUAAAUCAAUUUGAAAACUUUGAACAGCUAUAAAAUAUUUUCAAAACUACAUUUUU
Molecule: messenger RNA, 1844 nt
Organism: Dimorphilus gyrociliatus
Lineage: Eukaryota; Metazoa; Annelida; Polychaeta; Dinophilidae
Source: the annotation of a GenBank genome assembly